GGGAGCCGCUCAGCCCCGGGAGCCGAGCGCCGAGCCCGCAGCCGGACGGCGACGCGCGCCGCGCCUCACGAAUGCGCCGCGCCCGGCGGCAGCAGCAGCCCCGCACCCAGCGCCGGGUGACCGCCGCGGGCAGCGCGGCCCUCGUAGCGCCCGCUCGGCCGCCCGCGGCUGCCGGACGCGGGGCCAGGCGGCAGCACCGGCGGGGCCUCCGCCAUUAACUCGGCCGAGCGUCGGCCGCAGCGGCGGAGCGGGAGGUCUGUCAGCCGCUCCUCGGCGGCUCCCACAGCGUAAACAUUACCAAAUGAGGAGAAAAGGAAGAUGCCAUCGAGUAUCGGCAGCAAGGCAUUCUUCUUCCCCAUGCAGUAUUAAGCACUCCCCAACACGAGAAACCUUGACGUACGCUCAAGCUCAAAGGAUGGUUGAAAUAGAAAUUGAAGGUCGCCUGCAUAGGAUCAGUAUCUUUGAUCCUUUAGAAAUUAUAUUAGAAGAUGAUCUUACUGCCCAGGAAAUGAGUGAAUGCAACAGCAAUAAAGAAAAUAGUGAAAGACCACCGGUUUGUCUAAGAAGCAAACGCCAUAAAAAUAACAAAGUGAAAAAGAAAAAUGAAGCUCUUCCGAGCUCUCAUGGUAUCCCUGCUACAACAGCUCCUCUUCCAGAACCAAAAGUACGGAUUGUUGAGUACAGUCCCCCUUCAGCUCCUCGGAGACCUCCCAUUUAUUACAAAUUCAUUGAGAAGUCAGCAGAAGAACUCGAUAACGAAGUUGAGUAUGACAUGGAUGAAGAAGAUUAUGCGUGGUUAGAAUUGAUCAAUGAUAAGCGGAAAAGUGAUGGAGUGUCAGUAGUUUCCCAAAAUAUGUUUGAAUUCCUUAUGGAUAGGUUUGAAAAAGAGUCUUAUUGUGAAAACCAAAAGCAGGGUGAUCAUCAGUCUUUAAUUGAUGAAGAUGCAGUGUGUUGUAUAUGCAUGGAUGGUGAAUGUCAGAACAGCAAUGUGAUCCUGUUUUGUGAUAUGUGUAAUUUAGCAGUACAUCAGGAAUGCUAUGGGGUGCCAUAUAUACCUGAGGGCCAGUGGCUCUGCAGACACUGUUUGCAGUCCCGCUCUCGGCCUGUAGACUGUGUGCUGUGCCCAAACAAGGGAGGUGCCUUUAAAAAGACAGAUGAUGAUCGUUGGGGACACGUGGUGUGUGCUCUGUGGAUUCCAGAAGUUGGAUUUGCCAAUACGGUUUUUAUUGAGCCAAUUGAUGGUGUCAGGAACAUUCCCCCAGCCAGAUGGAAGUUAACAUGCUACCUCUGUAAACAGAAAGGUGUUGGUGCCUGCAUCCAGUGCCACAAAGCAAACUGCUAUACUGCAUUCCAUGUGACAUGUGCUCAAAAGGCUGGUCUGUAUAUGAAAAUGGAACCUGUGAAAGAACUAACUGGCAGUGGAACAACGUUCUCUGUGAAAAAGACUGCCUACUGCGAUGUACAUACUCCACCAGGCUGCACACGGAGACCGCUCAAUAUUUAUGGAGAAGCUGAAAUCAAAAACGGUGUUUGUAGAAAGGAGGGAUCAGUCAGAACUGCUAGGUCUACAUCAAAAAUCAGGAAAAAGACAAAAAAAGCCAAGAAAACAGUGGUUGAACCCUGUACAGUUAUGCCAACAGUAUCUGCUCCUUAUAUUCCCCCCCAGAGAUUAAAUAAGAUUAUGAAUCAGGUGGCCAUUCAGCGAAAGAAGCAUUUUGUUGAACGAGUGCACAGUUACUGGUUGCUUAAAAGACUGUCUAGGAAUGGUGUUCCACUCUUGAGAAGGCUGCAGUCCAGUUUACAGUCACAAAGAAACACACAACAGAGAGAAGAUGAUGAAGAAAUGCAAGCCUUAAAAGAAAAAUUGAAGUACUGGCAAAGGCUGCGCCAUGAUCUUGAAAGAGCACGUUUAUUGAUAGAACUUAUACGUAAGCGUGAGAAAUUAAAAAGAGAACAGGUCAAGCUGGAGCAGGUUACUAUGGAGCUUCAGCUCAUUCCGUUCACUGUACUGCUGCGAUCGGUUCUGGACCAGCUGCAGGAAAAGGAUUCUGCUCGUAUAUUUGCUCAGCCAGUGAACCUUAAAGAGGUUCCAGACUAUUUGGAUCAUAUUAAACAUCCUAUGGAUUUCUCUACCAUGCGGAAACGGUUAGAAGCUCAAGGCUAUAAAAACCUCACUGAGUUUGAAGAGGACUUCAAUCUGAUCAUAGAUAAUUGUAUGAAAUACAAUGCAAAGGAUACAAUAUUUUAUAGAGCUGCAGUGCGGUUAAGAGAUCAAGGAGGUGUAGUUCUCAGGCAAGCCAGGCGAGAUGCUGAGGGAAUUGGCUACAACAAUGAAACUGGAAUGCACUUACCAGAACGGCCUAAACUUGAGUCACCCCAGCCUUUCUCUUGGGAAGAUGUGGAUAGGUUACUGAAUCCUGCAAACAGAGCACAUAUGUCCUUGGAAGAACAGCUGAGAGAGCUGCUAGAAAAACUUGAUCUCACCUGUGCAAUGAAAUCCAGUGGGUCAAGGAGCAAAAGAGCAAAGCUGUUAAAGAAAGAAAUCAGCAUUAUUCGCAACAAACUCAGUCAGCAACACAACCAAGCUCCUCAGAUAGAGUCAGGUAUUGGAAGUUUCGAGGAAGAAAGUGCAGCAUUAGAACAAGAUGGAGAAGAAGAAGGAGAUAAAUCUCCCCCUAAACUUGAACCAUCAGAUGCAUUACCUCUUCCUUCAAACUUGGAGACUAAUUCAGAACCACCAACCCUCAAACCAGUAGAACUCAAUCCAGAGCAGAGUAAGCUUUACAAAAGAGUAAAAUUUGAUAAUGAAUUAUAUAGCACUUCCAUUCAGAAAGAAAUAAAUGGACACACUCCAGAACACUUACUUGACAGUAAUCUCAAUGAGUCGACUGUUUCUGCUGUAGCUGAGUCAUCAACUGAUGUAAACAGACGUACAUCCAUUCUCUUCUGCAAAUCGAAAAGUGUAAGCCCCCAAAAGUCUGCAAAGAACACUGAAACCCAGCCAACUUCUCCACAGCUAGGGACCAAAACCUUUUUGUCUGUAGUCCUUCCAAGGUUGGAGACACUUCUGCACCCAAGGAAAAGAUCAAGGAGUGCAUGUGGAGAUUCUGAGGUUGAUGAUGAGUCCCCUGUAAAGCGCUUGGAUACAGGUCUAUCAAAUGGUUUUGGAGAUGAAAGUAAAGAGAGAGCAUUAGAUGAUACUCCUGGAAGAAAAGUUGAACCUCGUCGCCGCUGUGCAUCAGAAUCUAGUAUUUCAUCUAGUAACAGUCUCUUGUGUAACUCCAGUUUUAGUCUCCCGAAGUGCGGUAAAGGUAAACCUGCCCUGAUACGGAGACACACACUGGAAGAUCGAAGUGAGCUGAUUUCAUGCAUUGAAAAUGGAAACUAUGCCAAAGCAGCAAGAAUUGCAGCUGAAGUUGGGCAUAGCAGUAUGUGGAUUUCAACUGAUGCUGCAACAUCUGUUCUUGAGCCUCUAAAAGUAGUAUGGGCCAAAUGCAGUGGAUAUCCCUCCUACCCAGCUCUGAUUAUUGACCCUAAGAUGCCUCGUGUUGCUGGCCAUCACAAUGGUGUUACUAUACCAGUGCCACCUCUAGAUGUACUGAAAAUUGGAGAACAAAUGCAGACCAAAUCAGAUGAGAAACUAUUCUUAGUACUAUUUUUUGACAACAAAAGAAGUUGGCAGUGGCUUCCCAAAUCCAAAAUGGUUCCCCUUGGGAUAGAUGAGACCAUAGACAAGUUAAAAAUGAUGGAAGGACGUAACUCGAGCAUACGAAAAGCAGUAAGAAUUGCUUUUGAUCGUGCUAUGAAUCACCUGAGUCGAGUCCAUGGAGAACCAGUCAGUGACUUCAGUGAUAUUGACUAACAGAGAUUCUCUAGCAAGGCAUGAAAAAUACCCCAGAGACUUGAACUCUACUAAUGAACCUCUUUGUCUAAAAGAAUGUAUUGAAGAUACAACCCCUUAAUUGUUGAUUCAGUGGCUGAGUUCUGCAAACUUGAAAUAGUUGAGCAAUUCUUCUAAAUCACCAUUGCCAUAUUGAUUAAUUAUUUUAUUGUGUUGUAGAUUGGAGGAUUUUCCACUAAACCUGUUAAAAUGUCUUGUUCAUAGUGUUCAUAAUUGUACAUAAAUGUAUAUUCAACACUUAACUUAUUCUGAUUUUAGAAGUAGCUCCUUAAUUCCUUUUAUAAUUUUGCUGGGGAGGGAAUUGGUUUUUGUUUUUUCCAUGCUUUUUACUUUUUUUCUUUUCUUUCUUUCUGAGUUUAAGUUACCUAAGCACCAUCUUCCAGCUUGAGGUGUUUAGUUGAUCUUAAAGCCUAAUAUCAAAAUGGCAUCAAAUAUAUGUUUGCCUAAAUCAUAUACAGUAUGGUGCUGCUUGUAUCAUUUCUUCCUUGGUCUGUAGCUUCUGAAAAAGACUUCUGAAUGUUUGUGUAAAUUGUUGCUCUUUGCACAAAGUACCGCAUAUUUAAGAUUGAUGUAAAUUUACAAUUACAAAUAUGUAUUUUAAGAAAGGAAGUUGCGUUAUUUUGGAGGGUACUUUGUGAGAAAGACAUCAAUAAAAAUUAUACUAUGUACAUCACUUGCAAAUCACCAAAAACACUCCAUUGUUGCCCAAAAUUACUUAAGGUUCUUACUGUUUUAAACAAACCUGGCUUAAAGCCUGCAAGCACAUUAUUUCUUUCAAAACCAUAUCCCAUUUAUCUCCCAUUGGUUUAAUUUUGUUGAUAUGUGUGCCUCCCUGUGUUUUAUUUAUUGUAGAAAAUGUAUUAAUUUGCUUUAUAAUGAAAAAUAAAAUUGACAAAUAUA
Zonotrichia albicollis (white-throated sparrow) is the source of this 4801-nucleotide messenger RNA. RefSeq names its product bromodomain containing 1 (gene BRD1). Gene Ontology annotation, biological process: regulation of transcription by RNA polymerase II. Lineage: Eukaryota; Metazoa; Chordata; Aves; Passeriformes; Passerellidae. The record is from RefSeq and is a predicted model, not a curated record. Gene Ontology annotation, molecular function: protein binding.